AUGAUUGUGGAUUUGGAAGGAGAGGUUGUUUUGGUGGUGGACGUGGUGGAUUUGGAAGACCAGGAGGAAGAGGUCCUGGAUUUGGAGGUGGACGUGGAGGUGGUGGAGGUUUUUGGUGGAGGAGCUGGAGGAGGUCUUGGUGGUGGAGGUGGAGUAGGUGGAGGUGGCGGUUUUGGUGGUGGAGGUGGUGGAGGAGUUGGGGUGGUGCAGGUAAAGGUGGAGGGUUUGGAGCAGGAGGUGGUGUUGGUGGAGGUGCAGGAGGUGGUGUGGUGGUGGAGGACUUGGUGGUGGUGCUGGUGGAGGAGGAGGAGGGGUAGUGGUGGAGGCGGUGGCCUUGGAGGUGGUUCAGGUCAUGGAGGUGGGUUUGGAGCUGGUGGAGGUGUAGGUGGUGGUGCUGGAGGACUUGGUGGAGGUGCUGGAGGAGGAGGUGGUGGCGGUGGAGGAGGUGGCAUUGGUGGUGGCUCUGGGCAUGGAGGAGGGUUUGGAGCAGGAGGUGGAGUAGGGGGUGGCAUUGGAGGAGGAGCAGGUGGAGGUGGAGGCGGUGGCGGCAUUGGAGGUGGUUCUGGCCACGGUGGUGGAUUCGGUGCAGGAGGAGGUGUUGGAGGUGGGGCAGGUGGAGGAUUUGGAGGUGGUGGUGGUGGUGGAGAAGGGGAGGAUCAGGCCAUGGUGGUGGUUUUGGAGCUGGUGGAGGUGUAG
Messenger RNA from Coffea arabica (coffee), 696 nucleotides. NCBI's taxonomy places the organism in Eukaryota, Viridiplantae, Streptophyta, Magnoliopsida, Gentianales, Rubiaceae. The record is from RefSeq and is a predicted model, not a curated record.